This is a messenger RNA of Protopterus annectens (West African lungfish), 2085 nucleotides long. RefSeq names its product RAB3A interacting protein (gene RAB3IP). Gene Ontology annotation, cellular component: Golgi to plasma membrane transport vesicle. The record is from RefSeq and is a predicted model, not a curated record. The transcript is spliced from 13 exons. Gene Ontology annotation, molecular function: guanyl-nucleotide exchange factor activity. Gene Ontology annotation, biological process: exocytosis. Lineage: Eukaryota; Metazoa; Chordata; Ceratodontiformes; Protopteridae. The coding region runs from base 398 to 1786 and encodes 462 amino acids.
AAAAUCCUGGGGUACUUCCUCUAACCGCAGUAAAAGGUACAGGUGGAUGCUCAUGUAUAGUGAUCUUAAUUCUGUUAGGUUUGUUUAUAUCUUUAGAUGAGGCACUGAAGUGGUUUAGUGAGCUUUCUCAGCCUUGUAUCACCUUACGAAACUAAGGUAUUCGGGCAGUAUACGUAUUGGCCAGUAACUGAAUUUUACUCAAGUUGACAAUAUCUCUAGCUGCAAUUUCUCAGUUUCUGUUUUCACACUGGGGGAGCUGAAGUUAAGCUGUUGAUCAGUAUGCAGCCAUCUUGAUGGACACGAGGAGUUCUUCAGAAUCCAUCUUUCAGUCUGGGAGUACUUCGUCAGUGGUGAAGUGUUCUAGCAAUCCUGGUCUGUGGAUGAUGAAUCUUUUACUAUGGCAAGUGAUCCCCUUGAAGGCUUCCAUGAGGUGAAUCUAGCUUCACCAACUACACCAGACCUUCUUGGAGUAUCUGAGGAGUACAGUGAUGACUUUUCUACCUCACCAUCCAUCAUCUACCGUGCUCACCCACCAAUAUGCUCUUCAUCUGCACAACCCAAUGCACUCAGUCCUUCAGAUCUUCCUACUCAGCCAGUGUAUUCAUCACCAAGACACCUAAAUAAUAGAGACGCUGCUAAUAGCAGUGCUGAUGAGUUGGAUUUUCAGUACACAAUACCAUGCUCAACUUCUGCCUUAGUACCUGGGUCAUGCAGACACCAAACUGUCAAAGACGCCACUAGUCUAGAGGCUGAAUUUUUAAAGAGUGCUAUAGUAACUGACACUGUUGAUGGAAAUGAUGAUAUUCUGGCAAGGAGUACAGACAGUCUAUCACACCUACGUAGCCCUUCUGUACUAGAAGUACGAGAAAAAGGAUAUGAAAGGCUGAAGGAAGAACUUGAUAAAGCUCAGAGGGAGCUGAAACUAAAAGAUGAAGAAUGUGAACGGCUAUCAAAAGUAAGGGAUCAGCUUGGCCAAGAACUGGAAGAACUGACAGCCAGCCUUUUUGAGGAAGCUCACAAGAUGGUGCGAGAAGCUAAUGAGAAGCAAGCCACAGCUGAGAAGCAGUUAAAAGAAGCCCAGGGAAAGAUUGAUGCACUACAAGCAGAAGUUGCUGCUUUGAAGACCUUGGUACUGUCUACUUCUCCAACAUCCCCUACUAAGGAGCUUCAGCCUUCUAUGAAAGUUCCAUUUAAAAAAGGACAUGCAAGAAAUAAAAGUACCAGCAGUGCUAUGAUUGGCACCCAUCAGGAACUCAGUGUACUGGAACCGAUUGUGAAAGAUUCUAAAGAGGCCGAUGUUCUACUUUUUAAUGAAUUUAGGUCAUGGAAGGAGGACCCAACUAUGGACAGAUCGUGUCCAUUUUUGGACAGAAUUUACAAAGAAGAAAUUGUCCCAUGUUUAACAUUCUCAAAAACUGAGCUGGCAGCUGCUAUCCUUGAUGCCGUGGAAAGAAACAAUCUGAGCAUUGAACCUGUUGGCUUUCAGCCUCUUCCAGUCGUUAAAGCUUCAGCUGUGGAGUGUGGGGGGCCAAAGAAAUGCGCCUUAAGUGGUCAGACAAAAACAUGCAAGCACAGAAUCAAGUUAGGGGACUCUGGCAAUUACUAUUAUAUUUCUCCCUUUUGUAGAUACAGGAUUACCUCUGUUUGCAACUUCUUUACAUACAUUCGGUAUAUUCAGCAAGGACUGCUAAAACAACAGGAUGUUGAACAAAUGUUUUGGGAAGUGAUACAGCUACGACGAGAAAUGUCUUUAUCAAAGCUUGGAUACUACAAGGAAGAAAUAUGAUACUUUUAAGAAAAUGCUUUAAUAUCAAUGUGUGUGAACACAAAUGGUUGGAAGGUUUACAGUAUGAAAUUUAUUUCAAAGGAACUGAAUUUGAGAUAGUUUUCCUUUCUUAAAAAUGCACUGACAAUUACUGUGAUGAUGAAGAUAAUAAUCUUUAAACCGACCUAUGCUGUAUAUGUUUAUCUAGAAUCGCUGAGUAAUAUGUCACGCACCUGCAGGUAUAAUGUGAUCAUGAAUUAUGAUUGCAGAGAAAGCUGCUGAAAUAAAUGCUAGAUUGAAGUUUGAGUACCCAAUUAUAA